Molecule: messenger RNA, 4586 nt
Organism: Engraulis encrasicolus (European anchovy)
Lineage: Eukaryota; Metazoa; Chordata; Actinopteri; Clupeiformes; Engraulidae
Gene: gpr155a
Product: G protein-coupled receptor 155a
Exons: 16
Coding region: 913-3465 (850 amino acids)
Biological process (GO): transmembrane transport; negative regulation of BMP signaling pathway; intracellular signal transduction
Cellular component (GO): membrane
Source: RefSeq, a predicted model, not a curated record
AUUUGCGCAAUGCAGCAGAAAAACGCAGCGUGCGUAAUGGUGUCUUAACUUUUGAAGGGUGCUCUUCAAAAGGUGUAGCGUUUGUUCUGAACAUGAAUGUUGUGUGUGUUUUGUGUUCAUUUUAACUGCACGAAAAGGACUAGGGUCUGACAGAGUUUCUUCUAUCUAGAGCCGCAGUUGAGUGGCGAAGUUUCAGAAUAGGCUAGAGGUACCAACUCCUGUCCCCAAAUUUGGCCUCGGAGAGUUAACCCUUCUGGGACUGCUGGCUCGAAGUUAACGAGACGCAUGUGUUGUCGUUUGGAGCGCACAGAGCACAUCGGUUCUAAUGGGACUAAAGGGACUAGUCAAUGACUUUCUCCUGCAAACGAAAGAGCUCAGCACCUGCCAAAACAUGCAGUAAUGCAGUCUUAUUUGAGGUUAACGCGCUUCAGUAGCUUUCCUUGCCAACAUGACAACGGUACAUCCGUGGAUUGUUCAAUUUCCCUGAACCUGCGCGUGACAUAAUUGCCCAUACAAUGGACAGCAUCUAAUCUGUUAAAAGGUAAUACUGUUCAGUUUAAACUGCCUUUAACUGACAUUUCGGAAUGAUGAAGUUCAUAGUGAUUUGAACUAGCUGGUUGCACGCACGCUAAUGUAGUUAGCCAGACAAUCUGUCAAAUCUGUAAAGCACAGAACACGUGAAAGUGAUGUUGUUCUUAAAAGAUUAGGAAGGCGUUUGCGUUCUGUGGUUACAAAGUACAUAACUUUAAUUCGAGGUACAGUCACCAAAACUUCAUAGGUAGGCUACUGGAGCACAAUCAGAAAUGUCUAGUCAGUCAGCAUACCAACUCUGCUGUGGUCGUCACUCUUGACUGUGACGGUGUUUGUUUUUCCACUUCUUCAGCCAGCCAAUCCGAAAAGCCAAAGGGUACGAUGGAUAACACUACGACUGUCCUCCCUUCGACAUUCAACCUGUCAACCGUGAGCAAUGUCACUUCUUCUUCCACGAUGGCUAUUGACAGACUUCUGCCGGCACUCUUGGAGUGCUUUGGCAUCAUUCUCUGUGGAUAUAUCGCUGGACGGGCCCACAUAAUAACACCCACUCAAUCUAAGGGACUGGGCAACUUUGUAUCAAAGUUUGCCCUCCCUGCUCUUCUUUUUAAAAACAUGGUGUUGUUGGAUUUCGGAGACGUCAUCUGGCCGUUUCUCUGGAGCAUUCUGAUAGCCAAAGUGUCCAUAUUUUGUGUUGUGUGCGUCCUCACCUUGCUCGUCGCCAAUCGUGACAGCAGGUUUUCAAAGGCUGGUUUGUUUUCCAUAUUUGCCACCCAAAGCAAUGACUUCGCCCUGGGAUACCCCAUUGUUGAAGCUCUGUACAGGAACACCCACCCGGAGUAUCUGCAGUACAUCUACCUGGUGGCCCCCGUCUCCCUCAUCCUCCUCAACCCGCUGGGCUUUGCCCUCUGUGAGGUCCAGAGGUGGCAGAGUGGCAACAGCGAGCGGCCCCAGAGCAAGCUGCAGGUGCUGGGCACAGUGGCCAUGCAGGUGUUGCGGAACCCCAUCGUGUUCAUGGUGGUGGUGGGCCUGGCCGCCCACUUCCUGCUGGGCCAGCGGAUCCCGCCCUUCAUGGCCCAGUUUGUGGACGGCCUGGCCAACUCGUUCGGCGGCGCGGCCCUCUUCUACCUGGGCCUCACCAUGGUGGGCCAGAUGAGGAGACUGACCAGGUCCACCGUCGUAGCCCUGAUACUCCUCAUCACCGCCAAACUGUUGGUGAUGCCCCUGCUGUGUAGAGACCUGGUGGAGCUGUUGGACUGGGACAACAGCAGUGCCCUGAACCACUCCAGCCUCUCCAACUACGCCUUCCUCUACGGAGUCUUCCCCACCGCCCCCAGUGUGGCCAUAUACGCCGCUCACUAUGGCAUGGAGCUGGAAGUGGUGACCUCGGGGAUGGUCAUCAGCACGUUCCUGUCGGCUCCCAUCAUGUACGUGGCCGCCUGGCUGCUCACCAUCCCCUCCAUGGAGCCCAGCCUGUCAGUACAGGCGCUGCAGACCGUCAGCUUUGACAUCAGCAUCAUCAGCUCAAUUGCACUGAUGUGGACCAUCGCUGUCAUGUUCCUCAGUAAGAAAUAUAAGAGGCUGCCACACCUCUUCACUGUCAAUAUGCUUUUGGCACAGUUUUUGUCUUGUGUGGGCAUGAUGAUUUGGAACUUCACCGUGGAGCAAGGCUCAUUCCUGUGGGACACCUUGUCCUUCACUCUUCUCUACGGCUCCCUGUACAGCACCUACGUCUGGCCAGGUUUGAUAGCGCUGUCCCUUGUGCUUCAGAGGAGGAACGGGCAGCUGACAAUAAGUCCUGGUUUCCUUGUCAUCGCAGGCUGGGGAGUCCCUUGUUUGGUGAUGGGCAUCCUGCUCAUAACAGGCCGUUGGUCACCGGACACCAUUGACUCAGCGUUCUUCUAUGGCACAGCUCAGAUCAUCACCACAGGCGCGGUGCUGUUCUGCAGUAUUGUGCUGUGUGGGGGCUCCCUGAUCUGCCUGAGUCGUGACUACCGCACGCUGCGCCAGAGCAGCUCCAGCAGCCCAAACGGCCCAGAGGACACCCAGCCCCUGUCUGAGCCAGAGGACCAGACUCCCCCUGAAGAGCCCAGCCGCCCUGCAGAGGACGGGAACAGAGGUUGCCAGACGUGCGACCGUGCUCCCCCGCAGCAGCCCAUGCCGGACAUGAUCGUCAGCACUAACAUGAUUGACAGUCUACAAGGUGUGUGUGACAGCCGGUGCGAGUCGACUCGUUGUAUGCUGGCACAGGAGGAGGAGCGGCGGCGAGACUCGGACACUCAGCUAGGACGACACACACUGCUCUGCCUGCUGCUGCUGGUCAGCCUGCUAGCGAACCUGUCCAGCUGCAUCUGGUGGCUCUUCCACCGCGAGCCUGGGAGACUCUACCUGGAGCUGCAGUUCUUCUGUGUCAUCCUCAACUAUGGACAGGGGUUCAUCUCAUUUGGACUCUUUGGUCUGGACAAACAUCUUAUCAUUCUCCCAUUCAAACAGAGGAUAGCUAGACUGUGGGGCGGCAGAGGAGGGUCAGCUGAUCCCUCUCCCGGUCUCCCUGAGGAGAUCAGACUGACCUGCACCCAGUUCAUGAGGUACCACCAGGAGCAGUGCAUCCAGGACAUCGUCCAGAGGAAGAGGUGCGGUGAGCAUAGCGUGGCGAGCACCUUCCUGGGUAGCGACCUGGUGGAGUGGCUGAUGCGCGUGGGGCUGGCGCGGGACCGAGGGGAGGCGCUCCUCUACGGGUCGCGGCUGCACGAGGGGGGAGUCCUGCAGCACAUCACGCACAACUACUGCUUCCAAGAUGAGGAGCUGCACUACCACUUCACGGAGCCCACCACCACCACCACCACCACCACUACCACCACUCCACAACAGGAGGCGGAGGCUCACCCGGGGGACAGCAGACCCACCACCACGUACAUAGACGACGGGGCAUGACCAAGCAAACAACAUCCAUCACCAAAAUGGAUUUCUGAAACAUAACUGCUGCUACUAUGAUGUACUGUACUUACCAUAGGCGUGCACAGAUAGGGACGAGAUGAUGCCAAAGCACCUGCGCCUUUGUCCAAGAGGUCAAAAAAAAGGCUUUUUUGAAAGUUCUUUCCUCAAAGUUUUUUGUCACAAUGUAAUGUGAUCCAUGUGACAAUAAUACCCAGCAUGUGACAAUAAUACCCAGAUAUAAUAUAUAGCUUCUAUAGUCUAGUGAGGCUGCCAGAAGUUCCACGUGCCCCCAACACCCCCAUCUUCAGGACCUGCCCCCCAAAAUAUCUGUGCACGCCACUGCUAUUUACCUUAUUACUUGCAUGUUGAAAGAAAACAUGCAAGCAAAAGAAGAGGCCAAAGGAAAGUGAAACUUUAUUUCUCUGACUGUGACGCACAACAUGGCGGACUGGGAGAAGGCAAAUCCAAUAGUGAUCAUAUAAGAUCAAAUGACUAUUAAUACCCAUGGCAACACCCACCCACACUACAACACCAUCUACGGGCCUCCGCACACUGGUUCCGCCAAAGUGCGGCGCACUGCUCCGCCAAUGAUUGAUUCGACUGUUUUCAAUAGAACCCCGCACACCGGCACCAAUAUCCGGACAUCUGCGCUGGUGUGCGGGGUUCUAUUGAAAACAGUAGAAUCAAACUUUGUCAGAGCAGUGCGCCGCACUAUGGCAAAACCGGUGUGCAGAGGGCCUACUGGGCUCCUUUUGAGGCAUUAUCUUCCAAGUGGAUGGCAUGUGUUUUUUGCAAGCAGUGUGUAAAAUGAUUUUAAAUGCAUCAUUUUUACACCAAAUCAACUAUAGAUAUGUAGCUACUGACUAACGUAAAAUGGCUGCUUUUUUCAUUUCACAAUGUUCUUCCUUCCAAGGGAAUGUUGCACUGUUUUAUGUACAAUGUUAUGGACACUGUUGAUGCCAUAAGGUUAAGGCUUGAGCUGAGCUGACAAGACAGCAUGGUGAAUGUAAAAGACAUGGGCAGUUCUGUUGGUAAACAGUGGAAUGCCUUGGACUUAGCAACUCAUAGACUGUCAGGAAAUUCUCAGUUGUCAUAAGUAAAAUGAUUUUUUUUAUGAA